Molecule: messenger RNA, 1489 nt
Organism: Topomyia yanbarensis
Lineage: Eukaryota; Metazoa; Arthropoda; Insecta; Diptera; Culicidae
Gene: Secp43
Product: tRNA selenocysteine 1-associated protein 1
Exons: 3
Coding region: 404-1387 (327 amino acids)
Molecular function (GO): RNA binding
Source: RefSeq, a predicted model, not a curated record
UAAUUUUAAAUCUGUGCAUCCCACUUCCUCCAACGAAAAAUGAAAGUUAGGGAGUCCAAAUUUACCCAAAAAUAAUGAGAUAUUCCCCAAAGCCGACUAAACUUCAUCCCAUUAAUUUUGAGUAAAAAAAAUCAUUCCCUCUAUCUCGUUUUCCGGCAGUGAAAUAAGGACAGCAAAUUAAAAUUACCUACUGGUAGGUAAUGGAUUUUAAGUGUAACCUGCAAGUUACGGCGGGUAGCCUAGAGACUUACCUAGCUGCGUUGGUAUUGUGCCACUUUGACGUUUAAAUUGAGUUCGUUUUGAAGUGUUUAUUUCCAAUUCUAUCAAGAACAGUACUGAUCGCGAGCGUGCUGCAAAAAUUAAAUUUCAUCUGGAAUAAAUUGUGCUGAUUGAAGACAACAAAAUGAGCUCCAUUCAGUGCCAGUUGUGGAUGGGGAGUCUGGAGACGUACAUGACGGAAAGCUUCAUUCUUGCUGCCUUCCGGAAACUUGGCGAGGAUCCGCAGACCGUCAAGCUGAUGAGAAAUAAGUACACUGGGGAGCCGGCCGGGUAUUGCUUUGUAAGCUUCAAAACCGACGAAGCAGCAAUAGAUGCCAUGCAUAAGCUGAAUGGUAAACCUAUUCCGGGAACAAAUCCUUUAGUACGCUUCCGGUUGAACAGUGCCACCAACAAUCAGAGUAAAGCACUACUUGCGGAUCGAGAAUUCAGCGUUUGGGUAGGAGAUCUUAGCUCCGAUGUGGACGAUUACAGCUUGUAUCGGGUGUUUUCCGCCAAGUAUACGUCAAUUAAAACAGCAAAGGUCAUUUUGGAUAGUUCAGGAUUUUCCAAAGGCUAUGGCUUUGUUAAAUUUGGCUUAGAAGACGAGCAGAAAAAUGCGUUGUACGAAAUGAAUGGUUUUAUCGGUUUAGGUAGUAAACCGUUAAAAAUUUGCAAUGCUGUCCCUAAACCGAAAUCAGAACUGAUGGGAAUAACAGGAACGGGGACAACUCCCCCGACCAGCACACCCAGUUUAGUUGGAUAUGGAACUGGCACCGACUAUUCCCAAUACUAUGAUCCAUCGUCCUACUGGCAAAAUUACAACGCUUGGCAAGGAUACUAUGAUGCCUCCGCCUCAACAGAUGCUUAUUCCGCUUACCAGAUGCCAACAGCCGCCGCGCAAGCGGCAGUCGAUGCUACGGCGGCUUAUGCACAACAGCAAGCAUACGAACAACAUCAGCAUCAUCACCAUCAUGCGCAGGUCGAGGACGAAGAGCUGACAUUGGUGGAUCACAAAUUUACACUGGAUGUGGACAAGCUGAACCGUGAAAUGAUGGAACGUGAUCGCAAUCUUUACGAUGCACUAGAGAGCUCUAAGUGGAUGCCUGUGGAGCAGUUGGAAAUAUUUUAAUUUUUUAAACUUUAAAUUAUAACUUUUGGCUUAGAUUGUCAAUUCAAUCAAGGUGUACAGCAGGUUCACAUUAACAAAUACAUAAACAAUUAAAUUGAUUAA